AUGGCGGACAUCAACGACCCAGGAAUGGUCAACUCCAAGAUCUUCGAGGAUCUCCAGAAGAAGAUCGACGACGACGCAGAGACUCGCGAGCAGCUGCGCGCGUUUCUGCAAACCUUGGAGCGUCAAGGACGAGUCGCUCAAUCCGUCCUCUCACGCGCCCAUUCCACACCGGUCGCCCAUCUCCAACCGGUAAUCACGGCCGCGGAGGCAAGCAUCAGAGAUGAAAUCGAAACAAUCGGGCAGCUCGCCGCGGUGGCGUCGAAUUCUCCUUAUUACAAAUACAACGGCAUGUGGACGCGCGAGGUUCAGAAUGUAGUUUUCUCUAUCCUCAUGUGCGGAUGGCUUGGUGGGAUGGCGACAGCGAGCAACCCCGCGUCAGCAGGCAAACUUCUCACGAUCGAAGAAGUCGGCUCUAUUUUGAACGUCCCCGUGAACCUCAAAGACCAAGACGCCUUCCACAUCACCAUCGAAGAAUACCUGCAAUCCCUCAUCACGCUCAUCGAAGAGCUGGCGCGUCUCGCCAUCAACUCCGUUACGCUGGGCGACUACCAACGUCCGCUGGAGAUUAGCACUUUUGUGAAAGAUCUCCAUGCCGGAUUUCAGAUUCUGAAUCUGAAGAAUGAUUCACUCAGAAGGAGGAGCGAUGGGAUUAAGUAUAAUGUGAAGAAGAUUGAGGAUAUUGUGUAUGAUCUUAGUUUGAGGAAUUUGGUGCCGAAGCCAGAGGCUUCCAACUAA
Molecule: messenger RNA, 735 nt
Organism: Glarea lozoyensis ATCC 20868
Lineage: Eukaryota; Fungi; Ascomycota; Leotiomycetes; Helotiales; Helotiaceae
Product: Translin
Exons: 4
Coding region: 1-735 (244 amino acids)
Biological process (GO): RNA metabolic process
Cellular component (GO): cytoplasm; nucleus
Molecular function (GO): RNA binding; sequence-specific DNA binding; single-stranded DNA binding
Source: RefSeq, a predicted model, not a curated record